AUGGAUUUGCCAGGAUCAGGCGGGCUCCACUUGUUCCAGGAACGAGACAGCCAUGGAUGGGCUUCUUCUCUGGCCACCUCCAACAUCACACCAACAACAUCCAAAAUGGUUGAGUCCUGCUCCAAGCCUUCCAACUUCGGCCGUGGUGCCUAUGAUACCACUGGCCUCCCCAAGCCUCCUCCUCCCCAGCCUCAGUAA
Trichoderma asperellum CBS 433.97 is the source of this 198-nucleotide messenger RNA. The record is from RefSeq and is a predicted model, not a curated record. Lineage: Eukaryota; Fungi; Ascomycota; Sordariomycetes; Hypocreales; Hypocreaceae.